Nymphalis io (European peacock) is the source of this 2085-nucleotide messenger RNA. RefSeq names its product cell division control protein 45 homolog (gene Cdc45). Bases 93 to 1712 code for a protein of 539 amino acids. Gene Ontology annotation, biological process: double-strand break repair via break-induced replication; mitotic DNA replication preinitiation complex assembly; DNA replication initiation. Gene Ontology annotation, cellular component: DNA replication preinitiation complex. The transcript has 10 exons. The record is from RefSeq and is a predicted model, not a curated record. Gene Ontology annotation, molecular function: chromatin binding; single-stranded DNA binding; DNA replication origin binding. NCBI's taxonomy places the organism in Eukaryota, Metazoa, Arthropoda, Insecta, Lepidoptera, Nymphalidae.
AUUGUGUUUUGUGCAGGUGUUCUCUUACAUUAUAUAUAUGAAAUUAUGAUUUCAUAGUAUUAUCUUAUGGUUAAACGCCAAGACUACUUAAAAUGUUUAUAGAAGACAUUAGAAAUGAUUUUUAUAACGUUCUUUUGGAAAACAGAGUGCUUCUACUAGUUCAUUACGAUGUUGACGCAGUUUGCGCCUGUAAGAUAUUGCAAGAUUUGUUCAAGUGCGAUAAUAUUUCAUAUACAUUAGUCCCCGUGGGGGGUAUAUCGGAUCUUAAGACUGCUUAUGAUGAAAAUAAUGAGGAAAUUAAAUAUGUGGUGCUGGUGAACUGUGGCGGGACCAUAGACCUGGUAGAUAUACUGCAGCCCGAAGAAGAUGUGGUUUUCUUUGUGCUUGACUCUCAUAAACCAACAGAUAUUUGCAAUGUUUAUAGUGAUGGACAGGUGAGGCUCAUCUACAAGGAUGAUGAAGAAAACAUUCCAAACUUUGAUGAUAUAUUUAGAGAUGAUGAAGAGGAUGAAGUUGAAAAUGAAUCAGAAGGACGAGAGGGUAUAGAGGCUGUGGUAGAGCGGCGGCGCGCUCGGAAGGCUUGGGAAGAGAAGCGACACACACUCAUGUUUAACUACACACAAUUCUCUUAUUAUGGCAAACCUAGCGCAUGCGUAGCUCUGGAGAUAGCUGCGCGUGCUUCACGCUGCACGGCGGCGACACUGUGGAGCGCAGCCGUGGCUGCGGCGGCGCACGAGGCGCUUCACUACCGCUCGCCCGCGCGCUGCUUGUUGGACGCGGAGCCGCUGCAUCGGUAUGUGGCGGCGGCCCAGAGACACGUAGCCGAUGACGACGCGCAUCGUGUGGCGCGUGUCAUAGUGGAGAAGGACGCGUGGUUGCCGCUAUACCGCUGGUGGUCGUUGGAAGGCGCCCUUAGUCAUGCGGGCGCGCUGGCGCCGCACCUGCGCCUGCACGCGCGCUCGGGAGCGGUUCGUCUCCGCCAGCUACUGGCCGACAUGGGAUUUCCUUUGCAACAAGCUCGUCAAGCAUAUCGCUCUAUGGACGUAGAGCUACGGAGAUCUCUUCUCACAGCGCUCGAGACGGCGGCUCCCAAACACAAGCUGCCUGUGCCGACGCGCGCCACGUUCCUGUUGCAGCGCCCGCACUCGCCGCCCGUGGCCGCGCUAGACACGGUUUACGCGAUCAUGGCGCUGAUUGAACACGAAACUAUUCCCAGUGCAGAAGGCUUUCAAUAUGCUCUUGCAGCCCUCCAAGUGACUGGAGAAAAUGAAGCUCUUAAGCAAGGGACAGCAGCUGCUAGGCGAGCAUUAGAAGCUGUAGCGAGACUAGCUAACAGUAUUCUGUCGUCAAGAGGGCUGAUGUUGGCUGGACCUUUCAACUAUUUUAUUGUUCAAGAGGGCAGCCCCGAGGCGGGGUCGCUGCGCGGGCCGCUGUGGCUGCGCGAGGCGGCGCGCUGGGUGUCGCGCGCGGCGCCGGGCGCUCCCCGCGCACUGCUCGCCUCCGCCCCGUACGCAGCCGCCAACUGCCUGCUGCUCGGCUUGCCGCCGCGCUUCGACCACGAGCCGCGCAAUUUAUUUGGUGCGGCGUUCGAACAAGCUGCCACUAAGAGUGGAGCGUCAGUGUCGUUAGACCACGUGGACUCAUCCAUCAUCACGUUGCCCAUAACUCAGCGAGCACAAUUUCUCGACGCCCUCACGGCACUACUUGCAUGACAAUUGACAAACUUAUGUCCGCUACAUAAAUUAAAAUUAAACUAUAUAAUGCCACACUGAAACAUAAAAAUUUGUUACUUAAUAUUAAGUUGUGGUUUUCAAUUAAAUACCGCCUAUAUAGCAUUGUAUACAGAUGCUUAUCUUACACCAUUCUACUUUAAACAAUACAAAUCCCUUAGACCUAAUUAAUGUAUUCAAUUAUGAUAUUCUAUAUAAAGUAGCUGUGUAUAAUUUUAGUACUUGCAACUUUUUUAAAGAUUUAUUUUUGGAGUUGGAUAAGAAAUAGUCCAAGAGUUUCACCAUAAUGAUUAUAUCCUACAAUAAAUCACUCAUUCAUAUACAGGCAAUGCAAAUUAUUGUCUCUCAAAAAUAA